AGUGUUCAUCAUUUUUUAAACCAAUAAAACUGAUACAGUUCGUUUACGCAUUUUAAAAUUUGAAAGAAAAAAGAUUAGUAAUUAUCAUGAAACUGUUUUUGAAACCUGUCGAAAAGCAAAUAGAUUUAAACACGGAACACCCUGGCGCUAGUUCAUCAUUAUACUAUAUGUUCGUCGCCGCUUCCAUCCACUUUUUAUACAUUUGAUUUUGAUUCACCAGACAAUGAUUCAGAAGAGCUCUCGCAGAAAAAAAUGCUAUGCUCACAAAUGUAAUUCAUCUUGAG
Messenger RNA from Acanthoscelides obtectus, 284 nucleotides. The record is from the annotation of a GenBank genome assembly. Lineage: Eukaryota; Metazoa; Arthropoda; Insecta; Coleoptera; Chrysomelidae.